GUAAAGCAAAAGAAACACUAAAUCGAUACUAAGGAAUAAGGAUGGGGUAGCAGUAGUCGUUUCACUAUCUCCACUUAUCAUAACAUAAUUUCAACAACAUCCCCUUCUCUUUCAGAUUCAAACCUUCAUAAUUGCUUAAUUUGCAACAUAAAGAUUAAAUCUUUAUGCGCUAAAGAUUUUCUUGAUGAUUUGAAUGAGAGAGGAAGGUACGUGUUCAUGAUUCUACUUCGAUAUUUCCUAGUGAGUAUCGAAAAAGAUUGAAUCUUUCUUGUGGGGUUGUGAGUUUUUGAAGAUCAAUGAUUUGGUUUUGAAACAAAGAUAGUGAUAUUAGGGUUUUGGGAGAUGGGAAAGAAGAAGAUACUCAAGAAAACAAAGGAGGUAUCAGUUGCAAUAGCAGAAUCAUCAUCGGUAGUGGGAGAACAAAUUGCUAAAAGAAAGAGAGGGAGGCCAAGAAAGAUUGUGGAGAAAACAGAAGAAGAAGAAGUCAAAGAACCAAUAGAAGAAAAAAGUCAACAAGAUUCUGAGGGAGAACCUGAGUCAAAGAAAGCAAAGUCAAAUGAAGAAUUGGUCAAAAGAGAAGCGACAUCAUCUUCUACUACUUCUCAUCAAGAUCAACCAAGAAGAAGCAGAAGAAAAAGCAAGCCAAGAAAGAGCAGCUAGCUAGAAGAACAUUGAUUUUGGAAAGGUAACUUUCUUUAAUUCAUUUUGUUCAUGGGAUUAUUGGAAUAUUAUUGUUGUUACUAUUAUUAUUACUUCUUGAUUCUUGAUUAGAUCAAGAACGUAUGAUGAAUGAAAGUUAAUUUGGGUUUGGUUUGUGA
This is a messenger RNA of Lactuca sativa (garden lettuce), 818 nucleotides long. The record is from RefSeq and is a predicted model, not a curated record. NCBI's taxonomy places the organism in Eukaryota, Viridiplantae, Streptophyta, Magnoliopsida, Asterales, Asteraceae.